Molecule: messenger RNA, 1487 nt
Organism: Melampsora larici-populina 98AG31
Lineage: Eukaryota; Fungi; Basidiomycota; Pucciniomycetes; Pucciniales; Melampsoraceae
Exons: 7
Coding region: 1-1338 (445 amino acids)
Biological process (GO): transcription initiation at RNA polymerase III promoter
Cellular component (GO): transcription factor TFIIIC complex
Molecular function (GO): histone acetyltransferase activity
Source: RefSeq, a predicted model, not a curated record
AUGGCAUAUCUUGCAGUAGCUAAUUCUAAAGGAGUAGUCUACCUCACACGUGUUUCUCGUCAAUUACAAUCUCCAAAUUCGGUACAAAUUCAUUCUCAGUUACUUUACCGUGAUGUAGGUAAUAAAUCUACCAUUAGUGCAAUGCAAUGGAGUGAACCAGCUCAUGAUCCUCAGAGUCUUGCUUUAAUCUUGACUAGAUUAGGAGAAGUAGUGGUUUGUCAAAUCCCAGAAUCAGGUCCACCUUCUUUGAAGGUCUGUGAAUUGCCAACUCCCGAUCCAAGACUAGAUUGGGCCAGUAUCACAAACUGGGCACCUUGUACUGGGCUUAGCACGAUUCCGAUUUUCGAACAAACUUCAAUUAUCAUCACACUCUUCAACGGGCUAGUUUAUGUACUUGAUUAUAAUCAUUCUAAUCAUCAAUUAGCUUGCGAUCUUCAACGGUCUUUUCAGCUUUCGUUGGACUUACGAUUCAAGUUUAGAAAGAUUGUGGGUCCUGCUGUUACUAAACAAGAGGUGAUGAGUGGAUGUGAUCCGGCUGAUGAACUAGCUGAUUUAUUUGAAACCCCCAAACCUUGUUUCCGAAUUGCACCUUUGGCAUGUCUUUUACCAGCUCUGUUGUCACUCGAAAGCCCAAGUACAAGAUUAUUAGAAUUACUUGAAGUAGAUAGUUGUGCAAGGAGUGAAACCAAGACUUCCUCAAAAAGAAACCCGAUCAGGAUUGAUUUAUUUGAAAACCCAUUGAUUGAUGGAUUAAGGAUCAAAGCGAAUAUCUGUAGUUAUCUUAUACAUCGAUUUCAUAUCAAUUCAUCAACAAAUCCAUCAGGUUUAAGUCUUGAAGUUUGUGCAACGAUUGUGGAUAGUUAUGUGAAGAUCCGACGUAGGAUAUAUUAUGAAGUCAUUCAGAUUAUUGCAAAGUUUUUUGAAGAAUCGAAUGAUGAUGAACUUUCAGAACGUGAAAAGAUGAUCGCAAGGAGGUAUAAGAGUGCUAGAGAUGUGAUUGGUAACAGACCAGAACCUACGUUACCUCAAUUACUUGCACCGGAUGUACCGUCACAUAGGUUAUCUGAUGCAGAUCGACUGGAAGGUCCGAUCUUGGCUCUACAUGAAGAUUGUCCAGCUUGUGGAAAGAAAAUUGGAUUUGAGAAUUUAUUAAUAGGGAUCUGUGAAGCAGGUCAUGUAUGGGAUCGAUGCGUGAUUAGUUUUGAAGUUUUGGAUCAUAGUCAGUUAAGAGUUUGUGGUGGAUGUGGACGAAAAGUUGGAUUGGGAUUGGGAUCUUUGGAAGAGAUUGUGGAUGGAAGGUGUUGUUUGUAUUGUGGAAAUCGAUGGAAGAUUAAUUGAUUCGAUUCCUCCAUACAAGAUUAAUUUGAUUGUGAAAAGUUUUGGUUUCUUUUUGUUAAUCAAAAUUCAUUAUAUGGUUUUUGUGAGUUGAUCGGUUCAAUUGAAGUGGGUUUUUUCUAUGAUUUUCAUGGUUACAGAUUUCAUUUUCA